UAAUCGUUGUAUAAACUAUAAUCUGAAAUUAUUCUCUCGCUGUAUGUGUGAUACUGGAGAUUAGAAAGAAGAAACAACUUCCUCGUGCAUUUGAUUGGGCGUCGUUGUUGGUGAUGGAUUGCAAAUCCAAUUGCUGUUCACACAUUCUUCCGCAUCCAAGAAAUAGAAGAUGAUGGGAGUUUUCCCUUGAAUAUGAUCUGUGAGGAUUGUGAAGAUGGAGUGAGAUUGGAAUUAAACUUGGGAUUGAGGUUGAGAUUGAAAAUCUAGUAUGAAAAGUGGAAACGAAAAUAGUAGGUUUCUUGGCUGACAUGAGUGCACGUGGCCACUGGAUUUAUAUAUAAUUGACAGCCACAAUAACAGAAAAAAAGAGAGGCCACUCAAAUAAAUACCAAUUGACCCCACUCCGAAUACUAUAUUUGAUUUUUGGAUAUGAACCAAAAACCAAGCUAGCUGCGAUGUUUAUGUAGGCUAACCUUGCUUGUCUUGGUUUGGUUUACGCAUGAAUGGCUCAUUUACUGGCGAGUAAUCCCAGUCCUUCACAUAAACUUGUGUGCUCAAACUUGGGGUACGGUGCUGGAAGAGGAUCCAGAAGUGGUUCUUACAGAGUGGGAAGGAAAAGGCGAGGAAGUGGUUUGGUGUUGCAAUGCAGCAGCAGCACAAGCACAAGCACCAUCAGUUCGCAAUUGCCUUGUGUUGAUCAGAAUGUGAGGUUGCAGAUAGAGAAUGGUAGCAGUGGAAAGCUGAAGCAGCAGUUUGAGUAUUUGGCGUGUGAAUAUGGAUGGAGAGUAAGGAGGCUAUUUGAAAACGCAGAUGAGAUAAGGAGGGCAUCUGAAGUUCAGGCCGAAGCAUUUCAUAUUCCUGUCUCAAUUUUCAACGACUUGUUCUUUCAAUUCUUUCAGGCGGAAGUGCUAUCGGGGCUCCGUUACAAGCUUAAAAACUCACCACCUAAUAGGUAUGCUUGUUUGGUAGCUGAGGCAGCAAAAGAUGAUCCAGAUUCAGCAAAACAACUUGUGGGUGUGAUAGAUGUGACUGUCUUAAGAGACCAAAAUGUGCUUCAACAUUUUCCACCUGAAGCUGAAGAGUACCUCUACAUAUCAGGAAUAGCCGUCUCCAAAACAUUCAGGAGGAGGAAAAUAGCGACUGUACUGUUGAAAGCCUGCGACAUGCUUUCCAUUUUGUGGGGUUUUGAGUUUCUUGCCCUUCGAGCCUAUGAAGAAGAUCUAGGUGCUCGCAAAUUGUACGCAAAUGCUGGGUACCAAGUGGUGUCUCGAGAUCCUCCGUGGACAAGUAAUUGGAUUGGAAAGAAAUGUCGUGUUCUUAUGAUCAAAAGAACUAGUUUGCCUAAGUAGCUUAAUUUAGAGUAGAAUUGUUCAGACAUAGACAUCUAAACAAAAUAACUGUAAUCAAGGUAUAUAUAGUAUAUGUGCUAGUGUGAUUUGUUGUUUAUUUCUCUCA
This is a messenger RNA of Vigna unguiculata (cowpea), 1455 nucleotides long. Its product is annotated as Acyl-CoA N-acyltransferases (NAT) superfamily protein. Gene Ontology annotation, molecular function: N-acetyltransferase activity. Gene Ontology annotation, biological process: mitotic sister chromatid cohesion. The record is from RefSeq and is a predicted model, not a curated record. Gene Ontology annotation, cellular component: NatA complex. Lineage: Eukaryota; Viridiplantae; Streptophyta; Magnoliopsida; Fabales; Fabaceae.